Molecule: messenger RNA, 1671 nt
Organism: Ixodes scapularis (black-legged tick)
Lineage: Eukaryota; Metazoa; Arthropoda; Arachnida; Ixodida; Ixodidae
Product: arylsulfatase B-like
Exons: 9
Coding region: 190-1557 (455 amino acids)
Source: RefSeq, a predicted model, not a curated record
UUCUCCGAGUCUAGUCAAGUUCCGCCAAACAUAAUCUUCCUCCUGGCGGAUGAUCUGGGCUGGGCGGACGUCAGCUUUCGUGGAGAUCCGCAGAUACCAACUCCGAACCUGGACGUCCUCGCCUCGCAGGGAAUCAUCCUCAACAACUACUACGUGCUGCACCUCUGCACUCCCUCCAGGGGGGCUCUGAUGUCGGGUCUAUACCCCAUUCACACAGGUUUACAACAUUACGUCCAAUUACCGGCGGAGCCGCAUGGGUUGCCGUUAAACGUAACCAUCAUGCCUGAGCACCUGAAGAACCUGGGAUACACCACACACAUGAUCGGAAAGUGGAAUUUGGGUUACUACAAAGAAAGCUACACGCCGACCCGAAGAGGUUUCGAUUCGUUCUAUGGCUUCCUCAACGGUGGAGAAGACUACUAUGACCACACGAUACUCUUUGCCAACGCAAGCGGUCUGGACUUUUGGGAUGGCACGACCCCAGUGAGAAAUCAGUCGCACCAUUAUUCGACUGAUCUAUUCACCAAAAAAGCCUUGGCUCUUAUCAAUGAUCACGAUCAAGCAAAGCCAAUGUUCCUGUACUUCAGUCAUCAAGCAGUGCACUCUGGAGACUUCAAGGUGGAACUAGAGGCACCUGCAUCGGCUAUUGCACAUUUCCCCUACAUUAAGGAACAGAACAGAUCAAUAAUUGCAGGUGCAGUGUACGAGCUGGAUAAAUCCGUUGGACUGGUGAUGGAGGCACUCAACAAGCGGGGCAUGCUGAGUAACAGCAUCGUUGUAUUCAGCACGGAUAAUGGAGCUCUUCCAUGGGGCGUACAGUCCAACAGCGGCUACAACUGGCCUCUGAGGGGCGCCAAGUUCACGCUCUGGGAAGGGGGCGUCCGAGGAGCCGCCUUCGUCUGGAGUCCUCUGCUGUCCAAGUCUGGACGUCUGUCCAAUCAGUUGAUGCACAUCACCGACUGGUUGCCAACUUUCUAUUCAGCAGCCGGAGGAAAUUUGUCAAAGCUUGGCAACAUCGACGGCAAGGACAUGUGGAAGGCCCUAUCUGAAGACCUGGAAUCCCCUCGGCAAGAGGUCCUCAUUAAUAUUGAUCCAACGGACAACACCUCGGCGCUGAUUGUCGGGCGACACAAGGUAGUCCUGGGAUCGUACAACGAAGGAAUGUACGACCAGCGCACGAAGGCUCCUGGAGGCUCUCGUCCCGUGGAUGGUCUAGACCAAAUGAUGCUUUCUUCUCAAACUGGAGAAGUGCUGAAAGAUUUCUACAACGUAGCCCAGCUCACAGUUAGGCCUAACUGGCGCAAUGAAACCGUCGUGAGGUGCGACCAGUAUGCCCCCCGUGACAACUUCGUAGCUGCCAGCCCUCCAUACUACUUUGACCUUGAACAUGAUCCAUGCGAGCUGAACAACUUGGCGGCUUCCAACGUGACGGAACUUAUGGAGCUCACCGAGAAGAUUGAGGAGUACGCGAAGGGUAUGGUGCCGCCCGGAAAUCAACCGCUAGAUCUCAUUGGAUUUCCAGAAUACAACGACGGCUUGUGGGGCCCUUGGGAAUGAAAACUUUUCAAAAGAAUAUCGAACAAUUUUAGUAAUACUAUAAACGCUUGAAUAAGAAAAAACAAAACAAAAAAACUUGGAAUAUGUUAUUCGCCAAUGAAAAAAAAAAGAAUA